GUCCACCACUAUUAGCCUGUGCGCAAUGCUUGCGAUAUGCUAACAGAACUUGUACAGAUCUAUCCGUCAACUUCUCAUGUAUCUUUUUAAGUGGUUUGUUCAGGACAUUCAUAGCAGCUUGUUUGUAUAAUAAUACAGCACCUGCGUCCAUAUCCGCAUGUCUGAAAACAGUUGCUGCAAUUGGUGAUAACUUAGCCAUAGAGUUUAAAACUCUAACUUUACGCUGACCAUCUGAGCUAGUGUACAAUAUUGCCGCUUGGAAGUGGAUUUCGUCAUCGUUUUGUUGUGAUGCACCACCUUCUUUCGCCUGAUUGAUAGCAUUAGUAGCCAUAGUACCCCAUCCUUUUGUCAAUGAAGCCGCAUCAUGUUCCAAGGAAGCGGCCAAACAAGAAUCUGAGGAUACUGUUCCCAUUUCGAUAUCUGUUGAAUUCCGUUGCAUAAAUGAUCCAUAGUGUUGAUCAAUAUGGAAACCUUUUGAACAUCUUAUCUUGAUAGUCGCAUUGUAACCUACAUGUCUUGUUACUAUUCUUUGUAAAUCUGAUCUGAUUUUAAGUGCAUGUCUAGCAGGAUCGAAUUUUGGGUAGAAAUAAGAUUCACCACCUGUGUAUUGAGCGAUUGAAGAUAAUGUACCGACGUCUGUGUAUUUGAAUGGGAACAUGAAGACAUUGAGACCAAUACCAGCAUCAAUGAGCGCUUCAGCUGUGUUUGACCACCAGGUCGUCGCAGGUCCAUACAACGCUCUGUCACGUUCAGCUACUGAUGCCGUACCACCCGGUGCAGGAUCACGCUCUGUCAAUGCACCUAACCCUUCAUUAGGUAACUGAGAUUGGAAUAUGUUCAUUUCACCUCCAACUUCUGAAAGCACAUCCAAUCCAGCUGUCAAAGCAGAACCGAAUAUUGAACCUUUUGGUGAAACAUCUUCAAACAUUGUUGGUAGACUAUUUAAGAAAGCUAAAAUAUUGUGCUUUGAUUCAUUGACGUCAACAAUCAAACCAUUUACUAAUGGGUUGAAUGGUUCCUCUGUAUCUGGUACGAUCAUUAAUGAUGGAAGAUCUCUCUCAGGUGAUAAAUCGUGGAAAUGGAGUGUUGAAUCGUAAGUAAUAAAUCCAACUUUUGAAGUGUUGAGUGGUGUUGGUGAGGAAUACAAUGCAUCUUUUAUAGUGAGAGAAAGUGUAUGCAAUAAGCCUGAUUGACGUGAUUGUAAGCCAACAUCUAUCAAAAACAACCGUGACAUAGUCGUAGGAUCUCUCGUUUUGUUAAGAUUGAAUGGUGGACCAUCAUUCAUACCAAUAGGAGUAGGUUGGAAAGCAUGAUAUGAUUUUGGAAGGUUGAAAUCGACUGUUCCAAAGUUCAACUCUGGUCUAUUGUCGAUAUCCAAUCUUCUGUAAGUGUGGGGAUCGAGUGUAGAAAAGUAGUCAUCCUCAACUGUGUUGCUAAACUGACAGAGGUUACAUAACCAAUAUUUACCACCGUUUGUGAACUUAACAGAUGGAUUUAUGUAUCCUCUACAACCUGCGCAUCUUGGUGGUCCACCUUCUGCGGAUGUGAAGCUGUCUAUUGACGGAAUCUGAGAAGAAGGUCUAUCGUUGAAUGGAUCCAAGACCAAACCAAGUGGUAAUUGACAAGCUUUUGCGAGGUCAUGGGUACUUGGUAAGGCGUAAGAAGUCAACCUCAUAUAAUUAGGUGCUGAAUAGCCGUGAUCAACUGAUCUGAAGGGGAUAGUUGCACUAGGCAAAUCAACUUGUACAUCUAGAGUACUAAUUGUGUUAUUUGGGUUGAAAUUUGAAUCCCAGUACUGGGGAUGGUAAUACGUUCGGAUCAAUCUUUGGCUUAACUAUGUUGCUAAAUAGCUUUCCAGCCGUGUGUGGUAUCCGUGUCAUAUUUGGAUUUAUAUCUGCGUACUGAUGAGCAGAUUCUUUCUGCUGCUGCUGCUGUUGUUGAUUAUAUGGACUAAAAUUAUCGAAAUCAACGUCAUUAAAUUCAUUAUUGAAAUCUUGUUUCGUGUAGAUAUCCUCCGUAUGGAACACUCUACGAUUUUUGCUCAUUGUCUUCCUUUCAAAACGUAACAACGAUGAGUUCAAACCAGCAAAAUCAACAAAAUCAGCAGAGGAGAAUUAAAUUUAGCGUUGGUACAAAGUAUCAAGUUUUAGAUGUAAUCGGUGAGGGAGCUUACGGCGUAGUCUGCUCCGCUAUACAUAGACCUUCUGGACACAAAGUCGCUAUAAAAAAGAUUGAGCCUUUAAUGCAUCAGAUGUUCUUAUUAAGAACGCUUCGUGAAUUGAAGCUUUUGAAAUACUUCCAAGAGCAGAAUGUUUCAGAGAAUAUUAUUUCAGUACUUGAUAUGAUAAAGCCUAAGGACUAUCCAAAUUUCAAGGAAGUCUAUCUCAUUCAGGAACUUAUGGAAACUGAUUUACAUAGAGUAAUAAGAACACAAGAUUUAUCUGAUGACCACGCACAGUAUUUCGUCUACCAAACCUGCAGAGCACUCAAAGCAAUGCAUAGCGCUGAUGUUAUACAUAGAGAUCUCAAACCAUCAAACUUGCUACUUAACGCUAACUGCGACUUGAAAGUAUGUGACUUCGGUUUAGCAAGAUCAACGCAGACAGCCGAACCAGGUUGUGAAACUGGUUUCAUGACUGAAUAUGUCGCAACUAGAUGGUAUAGAGCACCAGAGAUUAUGCUGACUUUCAAGCAAUACACUUCAGCAAUAGACAUCUGGUCAGUUGGUUGCAUUUUAGCAGAAAUGCUCUCCGGUCGACCAUUAUUCCCAGGUAGAGAUUAUCACCAUCAGUUAACCCUCAUUUUAGACAUUUUGGGUACACCAACUUUAGACGAAUUUUACGCUAUAAGUUCUAGACGCUCUAGAGAUUAUAUAAGAGCACUACCAUUUAGGAAGAAAAGAUCAUUCAGUCAAUUAUUCCCGGAUGCUAGCCCAGAAGCCGUUGACUUUUUAACUAGAACAUUAACAUUCUCACCAAAAUCAAGAAUGUCGGUAGAGGAAUGUUUAUCUCACCCAUAUUUAUCUGCAUAUCACGAUCCUGAUGAUGAACCAUCCGCACCACCACUAGAUGCAUCUUUCUUUGAAUUCGAUCACCGUAAAGAUGUAAUUUCAAAGGAGGAGUUGAAACAGUUGUUGUUCGAGGAGAUAAUGACAUUCAAGCCAAUCUGCUAAAAUUUUCAUCAACGUCACUUUUUAGAACUUUGAAUACCCUUCCAAUCACAACUAUUUUAGUUAAAAUUCUUCAUAUCCUGUUCAUAUCUAACAAUUCAUUUUCCGUCCCAGUAAAGGAGUUUUUAAAAGC
This is a messenger RNA of Wallemia mellicola CBS 633.66, 3302 nucleotides long. RefSeq names its product Pkinase-domain-containing protein. The transcript is spliced from 10 exons. Gene Ontology annotation, molecular function: ATP binding; MAP kinase activity. The record is from RefSeq and is a predicted model, not a curated record. Lineage: Eukaryota; Fungi; Basidiomycota; Wallemiomycetes; Wallemiales; Wallemiaceae. Gene Ontology annotation, cellular component: nucleus; cytoplasm. The coding region runs from base 2072 to 3172 and encodes 366 amino acids. Gene Ontology annotation, biological process: intracellular signal transduction; protein phosphorylation.